AUGCGGAAGCACUAUGGUGGAAUAAUACCUCAAGUCAUGCACUGGACGCUCGAUGGUUUAUCAUAUUUCAACAGAAAUGACGUAUCGCUAGAGUGCGACAAGUCGAUGGCGAGGGAUUUAUUGCUUCGAGCAGCCAUAAAUCUGUGUCGCUCACUGGGUUCGCCGAAUAUGCUUGAAAUAAAAAUUGCUUAUAAACUAAAUGUUCUGUUUGCUUCUCUUGUGAUUACACUGUUGGAGAAUGUUGGCCAAGAUGACAGUCCAACAGCAAUCAGUUUAUUUAAGAGCGCUUGCGCAUGUGCUGACGAUUUCUUAUGUAACCAAGCGUUAUUACUUCGCGAGUAUUUCGUAACAAAUUUGCUUGACGAAGCUUUUGCGGUAUGCUUUUACAAAUUAUUUUUCGAGCAAAUUAAAGUUUUGUUUCCUUUAACUGAUAAAAAUGGCAAUUUCUGCCGGCCUGAGCAACUGUCUUGCUCCGAAUGA
Molecule: messenger RNA, 480 nt
Organism: Gongylonema pulchrum
Lineage: Eukaryota; Metazoa; Nematoda; Chromadorea; Rhabditida; Gongylonematidae
Source: the annotation of a GenBank genome assembly